UUGGUAUAAUGUAAACAUGGGAUGUUGACGUGUGACAGCAUCCCUAGAGUUUGGAUUCUGUAUCGCAACAGCAGUCUGUUAUUGUACGCUGCUGUUUGCGAUGUAACCACGCUUAGUGCUCGAAUAAUACUGUGAUGCUUGUGAAUACAAAGAAAAUAGUGUGGUACAAAAUGCGAGCAACUCUCAAGAAUAGGAUUUGCGAAGAUAAGAUAAUUCAUGAAGAGGUUGUGACAUAUCAGCAGAAUUAGGUCGUAUUGCUACUUUGUACAGCAUGUCAGUGCUUAUUGGGAGACAUUAUUAUCACUGAAUGACAUAAGUACAGAAGUAACAGGAGUAUUAGGGAUAUGGAUAUGAGCCAAGAAUUUUCAGAAAAUCUCAGCCACAAAACACAGAAUGUAGGCUGUGAAGUAACAACGAAAUCAGUAGACAGCGGAGAUACCUCAGUUAACCAUGGUUCAACAAAAAUGAGAUGGUCUCCAAGAUCUUGGCAAGAUGGUACUCGUAAAAGUGCUUUCCAGCCGUACAAGCCCACUACAGUGCUGACAAACUUGCAACGAGGGAACAUCCCGACUGAAACGCCAGUGACGGAACAAGUUGAUCUCGGUUUUCAUCACAGAGCAGGACUUGGAGAAAUAAAUGAAGCCGAUGUACGACAAGAAGCAGAUGUGGAUGCUGCAGAUACUAAUGGUCUAACAGCCCUGAUGUGGGCAAGUUCUUAUGGCCAAGUGCCAACUGUGCAGUUACUACUGCAGCAUGGAGCAAGUGUCAACAAGCAAGGGCCUGAGGGUGAGACAGCACUGCUGUUGGCAGCAGCUGGUGGACAUCAUGAUGUUGUGCGAAUCCUGCUGACAGAAGGAGCAUCUGUUAAUCAUGCUGAUGAUGUUGGAAAUACUGCCCUGAUAUAUGCAGCUCAUGGCGAUCAUCCUCAUUGCACAAAUGAACUUCUUAUAAGGGGUGCUGAUCUCACUAUCAUGAAUCUGAAUGACGAUACAGCAUAUGGAGUUGCAGUUUCUGAAGGCAGCAGGCUUGCACAGCAGGUGAUUGAAAACCAUAUAUUGACACUACUCAACUGAGUAGUCAUGCUGUUGGGCCAGUGGGAAGCAGUUUCUGUGGUUUUUUAGUACAAAUUAUGUGUACAAAGUACCUUAGUGUGUUGAAAGCAUAUUUUUGUGUUGUUUGAACUUUUAAUUCUGUAUAGUUUAAUUAUGUUGGCUAUCAUGUGAAGUAAUAUAUCUUUCUAGACGCCUGUAGAAGAUACAAUGAAAGUACCUGUAACUUUCCAUGAAACUGCUUGGAAAGCAAAGUUGUAAAAACAUAUUUAACUGUUGUUUUUCAAUAAAAUAUCAUUUAUAUCCUGUGA
This is a messenger RNA of Schistocerca americana (American grasshopper), 1360 nucleotides long. Its product is annotated as ankyrin repeat family A protein 2-like. The record is from RefSeq and is a predicted model, not a curated record. Gene Ontology annotation, biological process: regulation of gene expression. The transcript is spliced from 5 exons. Lineage: Eukaryota; Metazoa; Arthropoda; Insecta; Orthoptera; Acrididae. Gene Ontology annotation, molecular function: protein binding. Gene Ontology annotation, cellular component: nucleus. Bases 345 to 1073 code for a protein of 242 amino acids.